This is a messenger RNA of Acanthoscelides obtectus, 219 nucleotides long. Lineage: Eukaryota; Metazoa; Arthropoda; Insecta; Coleoptera; Chrysomelidae. The record is from the annotation of a GenBank genome assembly.
AUGAAACAUCUAAGUUGCUUUUGUAACAAAGAUGGUUGCCUUCACUUGAACAUCAGAAUAUUACACUAUGAAAAUAAAGUUAAACUAACAGUUGCUGAAGAAUUCACUGACUCAGAACCUGAUGAAGCCGGACCCAGCUCUUCCGCAGCCAAAGCACUCAUCAAUGUAGUUUACAUCCUAGUCGAAUUAGCCACAAAAAUAUGCAAUAUAGAUAAGUAA